AUGUCCAACCUCGAGCAGGGCGACUCAGCCCUCCAGCAGGGUGUGCGGUUCGCCUCGCAUAACGAGGAGAUCGAGCCCGACCACACGCUCCAGCAGGUCGAGACGAUGACGGGAACGGAAAGGCCAAGAGGAGACCUUGGCCCGGAAGCACAAGAGGAGCUCCGCAACCUCGCCUCGACGCUGCAGCACUCGCGUCUCCAGUCAAAGAGGCUGGAGAACUUCUCUUAUGAACCUGUGUCGUUGCCGGCUUCCAGAGCGCCCUCUCCCUCGUCGGGUUCGCGAACGCCCAUGGCAUUUUCUGGCGCUCCGUCGCCCAGACCUUCUCCGCCGACUUCCACGAUGCACUCUCCUCCACUCACCCCCGCCGCCACCCAAUCCAGGGACAGCAAGCAGAGCUCGGCGCCUGCGAGCCGGCUCUCGCAGGACUCGACCAUCAUGACCCCCGAAGUGUCUCCACCCCACGAUACUCCCCCCACGUCGCUGUCGGCUUCCGAAGAGGAGAGGAAAAAGCUGCCGCACAUAACUGUCCCCGCCGCGCCGCACGCCAAGCGUGGCUCCGACGCUGCCGGUGUCACCAGUCAUCCCCGCGAUCCUCCCAGAUUCAUAGUUGGACCCUCCGGCGACUCUUUGCCUGGCUCAAAGGAUGUGAGCCCCUCUGCUUCUGGCACAAGUACUCCUGGAGACGCCGGGACUGGCCCUAGCACCCCUGCCCCGCUAUCGCCAUACAUGCGCCCGACGUUGUCGCCAAGAGGCGAAAUCGACGAUCCUUACUCGCGCUCCAAGCGCGCGCCGCAGCCCCGCGACAGGUCCUCGCUGGAUCCCCGGUUUAUAUUUGGACGUGACCGCGAGGCCAAAACCAAGUCUGUCACCGCGCCACUCCCCCGCUCCAGAGGCAACGGAUCGGAAAAGGAAAGCAAACGCCAUACCCUCUUCCACCACAAUCACCACCAUAAGAAGCAUGACAAGCACGAGCACGAUGACCAUCGUGAAGAAUUUGGUGAUCAGCUGAAAGAAAAGCACGGAUCAAUGUCGGAGCUAAAGAGGUUCUUCAAGAUUGGGGGCCACAAGCGGGACAAGAGCAAGAGCAGGCCCGUGUCUCCAUCGGAAUCCACCGGCGUCCUGUCGGCAAAGAACAGCAAAUCCGGAACGCGUACUCCUCCUUCCAGAAGUGCCACUGUCGCAAUACCAUUCGCUGAUGAUCAUGGACUUGAAGCCAGGUAUGGAAAGUUUGGAAAGGUACUCGGCUCGGGUGCAGGAGGCUCUGUUCGCAUUAUAAAGAGAGCGAGCGACAACACGGUGUUUGCCGUGAAACAGUUCCGUGCCAAGCACUCGUACGAGAGCGAGAAGGAAUACACGAAAAAGCUCACGGGCGAGUUCUGUAUUGGCUCCACGUUGCAUCACGGCAACAUCAUUGAGACCAUGGACCUGGUCCAAGAGAAGAGUAAUUGGUAUGUCGUGAUGGAAUACGCGCCGUACGAUCUCUUUGCGAUCGUCAUGACGGGCAAGAUGAGCAGAGAAGAGGUCGCUUGCUGUACUCUCCAGAUCCUAAACGGAGUUUCGUACCUGCACAGCAUGGGGUUGGCACAUCGGGAUCUGAAGUUGGACAAUGUGGUUGUCAAUGAGCACGGCAUCAUGAAGAUCAUCGAUUUUGGCAGCGCCGCUGUCUACAGAUAUCCCUUCGAGAACGACAUUGUUCUGGCUAGUGGCAUUGUUGGCUCCGACCCAUACCUUGCGCCAGAGGUCUAUGACUUGCAAAAGUACGACCCGCAACCUACCGAUAUCUGGUCCAUUGCUAUCAUCUUCUGCUGUAUGACUCUGCGUCGAUUCCCUUGGAAAGCACCGCGUACAUCGGACAAUUCUUUCAAGCUCUUUGUCUCUCCGCCAAACACCAACGAUUGGCCGCAGCACACGUCAAGAAAAUCAUCAGAAAUCCAUGGACCCUCUCACAGCACGCUCGAUGUGAAGGAGCAUGGUCACGACCAUUCCAGACGUGCUAUUGAAAGUGCGCCGGCAAGCAGGAUGCCCAGCCAGGUCGAUCCCAAAGACACCAGCCAAAACAACAACCAUGCCAACGGUGACACCCCGAACGAACGGCCCACGACAGCUGGGGGGAGUGCACAGAAUGCACCGCCGUCGAGGAACAGCAAGGACACGUCGACGGCACCGCAAGCACAGCAGACGAUCAAGGGCCCGUGGCGCCUACUGCGCCUGCUCCCCCGUGAGAGCCGCCACAUAAUCGGACGCAUGCUGGAGACCGACCCAAAGAAGCGGGCGACGCUGGAGGAGAUCAUGGAGGAUAAGUGGGUCAAGGGGACUCCAGUGUGCCAGCAGCUCGAGGGCGGCAAAAUCGUCAACGCAGACAACCACACGCACACACUCGAGCCGGGCAGCGCGACGGCGAUUGCGGCGCAGGGGGCCCCGAGCAACAAGAAGUGA
This is a messenger RNA of Diplodia corticola, 2436 nucleotides long. RefSeq names its product hal protein kinase. The record is from RefSeq and is a predicted model, not a curated record. Bases 1 to 2436 code for a protein of 811 amino acids. NCBI's taxonomy places the organism in Eukaryota, Fungi, Ascomycota, Dothideomycetes, Botryosphaeriales, Botryosphaeriaceae. Gene Ontology annotation, biological process: protein phosphorylation; intracellular signal transduction. Gene Ontology annotation, molecular function: ATP binding; protein serine/threonine kinase activity. The transcript has 3 exons.